Messenger RNA from Sphenostylis stenocarpa, 720 nucleotides. NCBI's taxonomy places the organism in Eukaryota, Viridiplantae, Streptophyta, Magnoliopsida, Fabales, Fabaceae. The record is from the annotation of a GenBank genome assembly.
AUGGUUGAGGCUGUCGACACUGUUGGUGGUGGUGGCCGUGACACACACAGAGUGGGAGAUGUCGAGAUUGCGAAGACUGAUACAAGCGUCACCAUAUCUGGUAAUCUCGACGAUUUGAUGCCACCACCGGAGAGACCCAUAUUCAGCUUCAAUUCCAAGCACGAGCUAAGCAAGUGGCAUUUGUAUUCUGAUUCCGAAUUUGGAGGUUUGUCCUCUGCGUCUCUGCAGAUAACUGAGUCGGAGAAUGGAGUAACUUGUGGAAUCUUCUCCGGGAACCUCUCUCGGGAUGUCUCUGAGAACUCUAAAUGGAGCAUCACUCGGAGUGGCUUCUGUGGAAUGCGCUCAAAAAAGUUUGAUGGCUUUAUUGAUUUAGAUUCAUAUGAUACUAUUGCUAUGAAACUUAAAGGAGAUGGAAGAUGUUAUAUAUCUACUAUCUACACAGAGAAUUGGGUCAAUUCACCUGGACAGAUGGAAGAUAACUCAUGGCAAGCUUUUGUUUAUGUGCCUGAAGGCAACUGGUACAUCACAAAGAUUCCUUUAGCUCGGUAUUUACCUACAUGGAGAGGGAAUGUUAUAGAUGCAGAAUUGGAAAUGAAUCCAUCGCGAAUUUUGGGCAUGUCUUUAUCUGUCAAUGCUGAGGGUGGUGUCCCGGGUGCUAGAUCUGGACCAGGUGAUUUCAGAGUUGAACUUGAUUGGAUCAAAGCCUUGAGAACAGAAUGA